AUGGGGCCGUACAAGAUCCUGGAAAGGAUUGGAAAGGUCGCCUACAAACUGGAGCUGCCCUCAUCGAUGGCUCAGUUCCAUAACGUGUUCCAUGUAUCUUUGCUACGAAAAUGCAUACGGAAUCAAGACAACGUGGUUCCUGAACCACCAUCUGACUUGAGAGAGAACCUUACUGUAGAGGGACGACCAGUCCGGAUCAUUGGAAGAAAAACCAAACCUGAAGGCAGAAAGAAUAUCAAAAUGAUCCAAGUCGUUUGGGACUGCGAUGGAGAGGAAGAAACGACUUGGGAGCCAGAUGAUAAAUUCACGGAAGAUUCAGGAAGAAAGACUCGAGGACGAGUCUGA
Molecule: messenger RNA, 345 nt
Organism: Brassica oleracea var. oleracea
Lineage: Eukaryota; Viridiplantae; Streptophyta; Magnoliopsida; Brassicales; Brassicaceae
Exons: 1
Coding region: 1-345 (114 amino acids)
Source: RefSeq, a predicted model, not a curated record